CUCACACAAGAAGAGCUAGAUCACAUCGCUUACAUACAGAGGAUAGCGGAGCAAGAACAGUUGUCAGUUCUACCUGUGCCCACCAUAGUUAGGGAAGAAGUUACAACAGCAGAUUCAGUCACACCAACCGCUACGCCUGUAACGGAAGCACCAGUGGACGCACCUGUACCACUUACGCAAGAGGAACUUGAUCAUAUUGCUUACAUACAAAGGCUGGCAGAUCAAGAACAACUGUCAAUCCUGCAGAAGCCUCCUGUGUCCACUACAGCUGUAGAAGACUUAGCGACAAGCGUUCCACCUGCACCUGAAUCACCUGUUCAAGCACCUAUGGAACUCACACAAGAAGAGCUAGAUCACAUCGCCUCCAUACAGAGAAUGGCGGAGCAAGAGCACCUAUCACUCCUUCAGAAACCUGUGUCCACCAUAGUUGGAGAAGAAGACAAGGUAACCGUCACCCAUCCAGACAUACCAGCCGCUGUGCCUCUAGCGGAAGCACUCACGGCCACAUCUGUAGAACUCACCCGGGAAGAACUUGAUCAUAUUGCUUACAUACAGCGUAUGGCAGAACAAGAACAAAUGCCAGCGCAGCAGCUUCCUGUCUCAGUUACUGCUAAAGCUGCCGAGCAACCAAGCCCUUCAAGGGCCACUUUCGUGAGUGAACCACCGGCGGAAGCUCUUGCGCAACUUACACAGGAGGAGCUUGAUCAUAUCGCUUACGUACAAAGUAUGGCAGAACAAGAACAAGUGCCUGCGCAAAAACUUUCUGAUUUACUCACUUCUAAGGAUGAAACUGCUGCCCACGACAUCGUAAAAGCUGCGCCUUUAGCGGAACCACAUGCCGAAGCAGUACAACUUACACAGGAAGAGCUGGAUCACAUCGCUUACAUACAGAGGAUGGCAGAACAAGAGAUGUUAGCUUUACAAGAACCUUCUGUAGCAGUGAGGCCUCAAGAAAAAACUGCAGAAGCUCAUGACUUCUCAACCACAGCAUCUCCGGCAAAACAGCCUACCGAGGCGCAGCUCACACAAGAAGAGCUGGAUCAUAUCGCCUAUAUACAGAAGCUCGCAGAAGAAUCAUUCGGUAUGCCUACAACAGAAGAAUUCACGCUGAGAAUUGAUGAGCAUAGAACUCAACCAACUGUGACGAUAGAAAAGACCAUUGAGAGGGCUCCUACAGUGGAAUCUACCUUGCAAGUUUGGAACGAUCGAGGUCAUGUCCAGGAAUCAGUGGCCGCUGUAAUCAAAAUAGACGAGACAGUGAGCGAACCUUCGAGCGUAACCAUGAGGGAUCAAAGUGAGGCAAAGUUGCCGUCAAAAGUGGCCUUCGUCAAAGAAUCACCUUUCGAAGCUGAAGUACAGCCAGCAUCUUCCAUAGCGGAAGCAAUAGACGAACAUGUUGGGCUUGUUGAA
This is a messenger RNA of Cylicostephanus goldi, 1410 nucleotides long. The record is from the annotation of a GenBank genome assembly. NCBI's taxonomy places the organism in Eukaryota, Metazoa, Nematoda, Chromadorea, Rhabditida, Strongylidae.